This is a messenger RNA of Macadamia integrifolia, 2310 nucleotides long. Its product is annotated as NAC domain-containing protein 72-like. The coding region runs from base 157 to 1116 and encodes 319 amino acids. The transcript is spliced from 4 exons. Gene Ontology annotation, biological process: regulation of DNA-templated transcription. The record is from RefSeq and is a predicted model, not a curated record. NCBI's taxonomy places the organism in Eukaryota, Viridiplantae, Streptophyta, Magnoliopsida, Proteales, Proteaceae. Gene Ontology annotation, molecular function: DNA binding.
UGAAACUUCCCAGGCACGCUUCCCACUUCACUUCUUCUACUACUACUUCCCCCAGCUCUUGCUGUUCUCUCUCUCUCUCUUCCCAGUCUCAGUCUCUUGGAUGACAUUUGCGAAUCCGAGUGGUCGAACAGAAGCAACGAUCUCAGUCUCUCAUUCAUGGGAGACCCAAGCCCUAAGAACACGGCAGCGAUUCCGAUCUCAUUCCCACCUGGUUUUCAAUUCUACCCUACCGAAGAACACCUUCUCUGUUACUACCUUACUCUCAAGAACAGCUGCGAUAAGCGCCCUGAGCUUGAUUUCUCCCUUCCUUCUUCUUUCCAUGCCGAUUUCUCGCCUUUUGGUUUCGAAAUGGUUCGGGAAAUCAAUUUGUAUGAAUACGAUCCUUGCGACCUCCCCGACAUUUCGUGCUUUCCUUACGGUCGCGGUGGUAGUAAGAAGCAUUGGUAUUGUUUUACCGGGAAGGUGUCGAGUGGUCGUGUGAAGCGGAAGGCCGGAGGUGGGUUUUGGAAGAGAAAAGGACGAGCACGGGAUGUGGUGGGUGGAAAAGAAGGAAUUGUUUUGGGGAAAAAGAAGACUUUUGAGUUCUACCGCGGGAAUUUGUCUCGUACGGUGAAGACUGAUUGGGUUCUCUACGAGUAUGCCCUCGUCGACAAUCUCAAGGACUCUUUUUGCCUAUGUCGAGUAUUUAAAUCUUGUCCUGGAACUAAGCUCGCAGAUCAUGUCCCAAGUUCUUGCACUGACAAAAGUAUUGCUGCAAUGCGUGACAAUAAACAACAUUAUGGAGCCUCAACAUCUGGCAUUGGUGAAGUAUCAGUACAUGCAGAUACAUCUUUUGGCACCAAAAAUGAGAUCCAGAGGUUACUAACGAAUUCAAUCAGUGAGCAAUAUGAUUCAGUUCUUGCGCAACAAACUUCUGAUGAUGCCUUUCGGUUCCCCAUGACCGUUCCAUGGCCAGAUCAGCUGGUGGAAUCUUCCAAUGGAAUUGUCAGUGGGGGCACCAUAUUUUUUGGUAAUGUUACCGAUCAGCUAGUAUCCAAUUCUGUGAGCCUGGAGGGAGAUUUCAUCGAGUUAAAUGAUCUGAUCUCCCGUCUUCCAGACAUGGAUUCAGUGGGAUAGAAAUAAAACUUCUUUUCAAGAGGUGCAUGCAAUUCUACUUUGUCCUUCGACCAAGUUGCCGUCAGAAUCCCUAUUCUCAACUGGGUUACGAGAAGGGAAUAUCCUUCAAUGAAGCAAGAAAAAUAUGAAGAAACUGCAAGUUCAUGUGGGGUCAAUAUAUUUGUACUCAGACGGAGUUACCAGUCAGAAUUCCUAUUCUUAAAUGGGUUACUAGAAGGGAAUAUCAUUUAAUGAAGCAGGAUCAAAUGAAAAUUCAGAAGAAACAAACUGCAAAUUAAUGUGGCAGUGCAAUUCUACUUUUAUAGUCUGAUCAAGUCAUCAUUGUUCAGGAUCCCAUUAAAAUGAAACUUACAAAGAAACAAACUGCAAAUUAAUGUGGCCAUGUGUAGUUCUACUUUUGUACUCUGAUCAAGUUACCAUUUAGAAGCUAGAGAAAGUGAAAAUUAUGAAGAUUCAAGUUGCAAGUUAAUGUGGGCUCGGGUGUUUUGGCUGGUGAACACCACUAGUCCAAGGCACUACUUGUUUAGUGAAUCGGAAAGCGAUCCAUUUGAUAUGACAGAAUAUCUAAGUGAGCGUCGAUGUAAAUGAAGUACCAGAUCAACUCAUUUGACUAAAUAUCUGCAACCAUUUCCUUGAUGGAGCGGAGGUGGUUUUUCUGCUCUUAUCAUGGACUACCCGUACCUCCAUUUUUCUGCUCCUUAGUAGUUUGGUUAUCUUGUCUUCAAGGCUUUUAGACUAUGAUUCCUCUUUUCUUUUUUUCUUUUUUUCUUUUUUUUUUUUUUUUUUUUCUGCGAGCUCUUUAGACUCUAAUCUCUUCUUAUUUUUCUGGCGGGCGGGCGUGCGUGCGUGCUAGCUCUAGCUAGCUAAUUCAACUCAUUUGACUAAAUCUCUUCAACCAUUUCCUUGAUGGGGCGAAGGUUAUUUUUCUGCUCUUAUCAUGGGCUACCCUUUAGUAGUUUGCUUAUCCUGUCUUCAAGCCGUUUAGACUGCAAUUCUUUUUCUUUUUCUUGCUCUCUACUAUUUUGAUUUUUAACUGCAAGCUUUUCAGACUGUAAUCUCUUCUUCUUUUCCCCCUGUUUGGAUAGAACAACAAUUAUUUACGUGUGCCACUUUGCUACUUUAAACUCAGAUUUUUAUUAUUGUCAACUACUUUUACAUAUAUAGUUAAUACUCAUUUGCUCUGUAGUACUUGAA